AAAGGGCUGAGCAGAAUGAAUGUACAAGCUCUCUGCAAUGUGUGUGAGAACACAUUCAAUAGUACCAAUCACAAGCCUCUACUCUUGCAGUGUGGUCAUACUUAUUGCCUAGCCUGCCUUGAAGACAUUGAGGCUUCGGGCAAAAAACUUUGCCCAUCAUGCAGAGAAGAAUGGCGAGGCGAAUCAUACGAGCUACCAAUUUGCUACAUGCUGAUACCUGGUGAAAACUUGGUGCCUAAAGCUGCUGGUGAUGCUACUGGCAACAAAGUUGACUAUAACACGUGCUUGUUGCACUCAUGCACCAUAGAACACUGGUGCUGCAAGUGUCAAGUUGCCACCUGCAAGAAGUGCAUUUCUGAGAUGCAUUAUGCUCAUGGACAGGUUUCUUUUGACAAUGUUGUUGGUCAAGAAAUUGACAUAGAACAAAUAAAGCAAUCAUUUAAUGGAAACCUAGGGAACAAGUUUAAAGAAGGCCUGAAAAGUUCACUCACCCUGUGCAAUGAAGGAAUUGAAUUAAUGGAGUCAAUGAAAGAAAUUGAGACUAAGCUAUUGGCAUGGAAGAAACAUCUCCUGGCUCAAGAAAAGAAUUUGUCAGCUUGUAUGGAGCAUGUAGAAAACACAAGUGAGGCAGCAUUGAAAGCAAAGUUUGAUUCCUUCUUGAAAACAAUGUCAUGGUGUGAUGUGGAAAAAGCAAGUCUUUUGUCAAAAUUCCAAUUGCCUGCAAUGAAAGUGGAUGCCUUCAACGGAGAACUUCGGUCAUUAAAUGAAGAUCUGGAAGCUGAGAAGCAAAACCUGCUGCCAGAAGAGUUCCAGGCAUUGUCAAAAGAUAUUGUCGUUAAAGGAGAAAGUAUGAGCAAGAAAAUUGUGCGAGCACGGCCAAUUCUUGCAGCACGUGAAGAGGCCACAGUUACAGUGGUAUCCUCCGUGCAAGACCCCAUCAUUAGCCUGCAGGAACUUCUCUUAUACUUGAUGAAUGGUCGCACUGUUAUACACCUCCAGCUGUUGGAUACUUUUUUCAAUGGCAACAGAAGCAGUGCAGAUGAUUCCAUAAGACUGAAACAUUUCUUAUGCAGAAACUUUGGGUUGCAUCUAGCAUCAUUCUAUGGUCACCUCACAUACGCCGCAUGGGUCAUGUUUGAUGUUGUUGGACUACCGAAGCUUGGGCUGCAUCUCCAGUCUGGAGCUGACGUGGCUGAUGUCAACAAGAUCCUGAAUGACAACUGCGGUGCUGGGAACGUUGCUACCGUUCCAGGCAAACAGUCAACUGUCGGUGGAACCUCGGUUCUGAUGUGUAGAGAGCCGUUCAUAGCAGAUAUUGCCAUCAACAAAAGCAUCUAUGAGGACGAUAUCGUGGCGUGCCUAGAGCCGAAGACUAACAGGCUGUACCGACUGCACUUGGGGAAACUGGAAGAUAGUGACUGGAGCAGAUGCAGCCGCGUGGUCAAACGUUUGCUCCCAGGAACUGGGAGCAAGUUUGCACAAGUUUGUCCCAGGGGAGUUUUUGGGAAAAACUGGGAGUUUUUACACAAGUUUGUCCCAGCAACUGGGAGCAAGUCACGCGGUGGUAAAGUCACGCGGGACCACGAACUUUGGAUACACGAUGGCAGUGGCUUAUCAGCAAGCGUCACGGAGCAAGUUGCGAGGUAUUUGUACGAUUACACGAGUAUUGGCAUACUGAGAAUGAAUAAUCAAUCAAGCGAGGAAGCCCAACAACAGCUGACUGCCCAAUGCUCUGGUUGUGCCACCUUACAUUUCAACAUUCCAUCUUUUUAAAGUUUUCUGUCAACCGCUGGCAAAUCUGAAUGUUAAGUAAGUACGUACAGUAUUUAACGAAACAUAAAUUUGCACUUCUGCUACGAACAUGAUAACGUAAUAAAUAUAUUUUGCUGUACACCACACCGCAUGAACGGAGAAUGCCAGCCAUGAUUGGCUCGCUAAAAUUUUCAAUACGCGGUAAAGUAAUCAAUACGUUGUAAUAAUUACUUUAUUGAAGUCAAUAAUUUCAAUACGAUGUUAAAUUUUCAGUCCGAACGUUUGGAAGAGCCAUCAGAAAAAAAGUCGAAAUUAAAUUUGGCUUAGUUUCAUAUUAAUGUUUUGGUAUGGCAUGUGCGGUGAAGACAUCCUGGUCUGGAUUUUCGGAGGAACGCGUAUCCCAUUCCUCCAAUGUAUUUACGGACUUCAUUUCUAAUAGAUGUAUGAAAUAGGUCCUAGAUGAACUACAUAAUUUGAGCGUGAAUUGUAAUUAGAAUUUUUAAAAACUUUAUUCAUUCGUUCAAAUUCUAUUCGGAUGAAAAGGAUACGGGAAUUCCCCUUUACGAGUAAUGGGAUGAAUUGAGAGCAGAACUAUUCACUUCCUAUCAAUAUGGCAUUUUAAAACAGUUUUCAAGCGGUACGUUUCCAUUAAGAUAGAUUUAUCAUCUUCCAUUUUAAUGGGGAUUUUUGAUUAAAUUCAUAAAUUUAGGUAAAGCUUAAUAUUGCAUAUUUCGUGAGAAUUUCUCGCAGAAAAUUCUUUUUUAGAAAUCUUCGGCAUUAAUAAAUUGUUUUAUGUGUGGUAUCAAUAUUACGGAAUUGCGAUGCAUCCAGAAGUUUUUCAUUUUCAACUGUGACUUUAACAGGAUACGUUCACAUGUAUCAAACAUUUAAUCAAAACACGUUUUUCUAUUGUCAAGCGUUAUGCGAUGAAUCCGUAUCUAAGUUUGAUCAAACUGGAUGAUUUUAGUUUGUUUCUAAGUAAAGGC
This is a messenger RNA of Hyalella azteca, 2738 nucleotides long. RefSeq lists its product as uncharacterized. The transcript is spliced from 6 exons. The record is from RefSeq and is a predicted model, not a curated record. Bases 16 to 1773 code for a protein of 585 amino acids. Lineage: Eukaryota; Metazoa; Arthropoda; Malacostraca; Amphipoda; Hyalellidae.